AGCGAGGAAAUCUUCUACUCUGUUGUAGACAAGAACGAACUUUCUAUGAGAGAGGGAGAACACUGAUGUCUGCUAGUCUUCCUAGUGGGCCCGCACCUAACCUAACCUGUUGUUCUUGGCUUUCUAUUUGCGAUGGUUCGUCUAACGAUGCAGGCUUAGAGGACUCUAGUUGGCAGAAGUUGUAGAAGAAUCUUGUUAAAUCAACCUAAUGAUACGUAGCUAAUAGCGUGGUGUCUGGUCUCUACAAGAUGUCUGACUCCAGUACGGCUUGUAGUAGUUUCGUUCCUUUCAUAUCGUUGAUGGUUUUCGGAGUGAAGACUGUUUACCCCUUAUACCGUAGUAUUGAGUUGCUUUUACUUAGUCGAAUAUCGUCUGAAGAUAGAGAGACGAAUACUAGAGAUAGAUCUAGUUCUAGAAAGGACUCUGCUAGUGUUCCCGUCUCGGUUGCUAAAAAUGGUAAGGACAGCAGCACUACAACAGAAGAUGGUGGAGACCCUUCGUCAUCAUCGUCUAGUACUGGUGUUGUCACAAAGAACAUAAGUAACGAUACCGACGGUGACGCAACAACUAAUGAUAGAGUAGGAAGUCAAUCUACUUCACAAAACAAGAAGGAUGAUAUCGCCGACACUGACGUAGACGUUCUUGCAACUCCCUCCUCUACUUUGGCAAGCUUGCAUUUGAACAACAAGACUGCCCUUUCAAUCGCGGUAGCACAGGAGCAGUGGGUGUCAUUUUGGGUGCUCUGUAGCAUCUGGAAUUUCGCAACUACCUACGUUUUGUGGUGGUUAGUGCCAUAUUUAUGUUGGUGAGCUUUUAUUCAUCUAUGUGCUCAGCAUCUUCGUAUCCUUUCCCCAUAGAGUACAAGAAGGGUAAAGGUCCCGAGAUGAGGGGACCGAGAUGAAGAAAAGCACGCGUCGCUAAUAUAUGUCCCAUUGUUUCUCGAGCUCGAAGCCCUCUUCUUCCUGUGGCUUGUGCAUCCAGAUUCAAGUGGCGCGCGAAUUCUAUGCCAGAAGGGCCAAGUCAUGUACGAUUUAGCAUUUUAGUAAAUGUUGUUACUCAUACGAAGUACCUAUCUUCGAUUUCGAUUCUGUCCUUGAUGCUUAUAUAUAAGUUUUGCUUAAACUACAGCACUUCUGAUGAGUACUUACAACUCCCGUGCUUAUCUCGGCUUGAAAAGCUUCGAACAAAAAUGCUUCUGCCCUCUAGAUAUGCGGAGAACGCGGAGAUGAUAGAAGCAGCUGCAGGUAGCGUCGUUUUAGUCCGGGAUCGCGGGACAAGUGUUGUUAGCAGGAAGAGCAAGAAACACUAGCAUAUGCACACGGUUGACGAUUUGAGCACUUCCGUCAUGAAAUUGCUUGACUAUUCGAAACCUUUUGCUGAUGCACUCCCCUAUCAUGUCUUGAUUGGGGAUUACUCUUGGACGGGUGAGGAAACCUGUUUGCUUCAAAAUUUGCAGAGCGACUACUAGAAGUACAUCAUACAUAUUCUUUUUCUCAUUCUGCAUGAUCUCUGAUGUGCUUCGACAACAAUGCGUGCACCUGGAUUGUGCUUUCAAGGCAAUGCCAAAGAAGUUC
Molecule: messenger RNA, 1574 nt
Organism: Amoebophrya sp. A25
Lineage: Eukaryota; Dinophyceae; Syndiniales; Amoebophryaceae
Source: the annotation of a GenBank genome assembly